Heterotrigona itama is the source of this 711-nucleotide messenger RNA. The record is from the annotation of a GenBank genome assembly. NCBI's taxonomy places the organism in Eukaryota, Metazoa, Arthropoda, Insecta, Hymenoptera, Apidae.
AUGAAAAGUAAUUAAAAGAGAUGGUGUGUGCAUGAAUCGAGCCUCUAAAGGUGUCCUUAGGAUCGCGUACAAUUCUUCACGUGCCUUCUCUGCGUGAGUAAUGAUUCGAGGUAAUCAGUAAGAACGUUGAAUCUCACUAGAUCUCUACACUAAUACGGUACUCGUGGAUCGUCUCUUGUUUCCUAUAUUUAUCUCUGUCUCGAUACCAUUGAAACUUUCAUUAGAUAUGGAAACGAAACAUUGAUCAAUCAUCAAACAGCAGUUAUUUAUUUAAUGUAAAAAAAAGUGUCUCGCAGAACGGGAUUCGGAGGUAAGUUAUAAUUGCUCUACAACUUUUAGUCCAACUGAAAGUCUAGCUCUGUUUCAACAGAUUUUAACUAAACUAGCUCUUAUCGACAGAUUUCCAAGUUAAGCUUAAAGCCCCGGAGCACGGGAACGAUUGGAGCAAUUGGUUCCCCGGUCGGAGUCGUAACCGCGAUGCAGAGGUGUCGUAACAGCGACCUAAGAGCAGCUAUGUACGAGUUGAGAAGGGAAGGGAAAAUGAAGGAAGGUGAGUGUAGGCUUCGUUUAUAUGCCUGAGGAUCAAAGUUGCAUACAUAGACGUCGAACAAAAAUAUCGGUGAAAACAAAAUUGUCGAAGUGCUGUAUAAAUCCGUAAGACGCACGAUUCUUUAUAAAACAUAAUAAUUUCUAGUCUGGAAAAGUGUCUAA